This is a messenger RNA of Sesamum indicum (sesame), 2443 nucleotides long. RefSeq names its product protein-tyrosine sulfotransferase. Gene Ontology annotation, molecular function: heparan sulfate 6-sulfotransferase activity. Lineage: Eukaryota; Viridiplantae; Streptophyta; Magnoliopsida; Lamiales; Pedaliaceae. Gene Ontology annotation, cellular component: membrane. The record is from RefSeq and is a predicted model, not a curated record.
CAAUAGGUCAACCCUCGAGAACACAACACAACACAACAAAAGGCAGGGGUGUUUUCGUAUUUUGUUUUCCCUUUUUCUUGAAUUCCUUCUAGUGACCAGAUAUUGACUACAACUCCUCCGCUUUCUCCGCGAACCGCACGCAUUUCCAUUUCCGAUUGUACCCCUACGGAGCUUUGACCUUCGCUCGUACUUUGUCGCUUUACCAUUCUUUCCCACCCGUUGUUCCGCUUGAAUGGCAGUAACCGCGAGAAUUCUGGGCUUCUUGUGAAUUUCGGGCGAAAUUUGAACGGGAAAGCUUGAAGGGUUUGGCCCAGAAACUUCACCGAUCGGAGGGGCAGAAAAGGAGGGGGACGAGGAGGUGUGGGACCCCCCUUUGUUCUGAUCGUGAAGUUUGUCUGGCCGAAACCCUACACGGUUGUGGGAAUUUAUGAGCACGAGAUUUCGGUACUCUAUACAUCAGGUCUUUUGACGCUUUUGUUUAUCGGAGAGGUGGCAAUCAUGUGCAAGAUAAUGCAUUUAAUGUUGGGGCUGAUUCUGGUGCUUCUUCUAUCUGUUCCUGUCAUAAUAAAGGCAUCUGAGGCUGAUGAUGGCUAUAGCCAGUGUCAAAAUAUUGUCAAGAACUGGGCAUCUUCUUCGCUUGACUCCGAAGUUAAAGACGAUAAGCAUGAUUUGCGUGAUUUGCUCUUUUUCCUCCAUGUACCUCGGACAGGAGGAAGAACAUAUUUCCACUGUUUCUUGAAGAAGCUGUACUCAAACUCCCAGGAGUGUCCACGGUCUUAUGAUAAGUUAAGAGUUAACCCAAGAAAACCAAAUUGUCGGUUAUUGAGUACCCAUGAUGACUAUAGCAUGAUGUCCAAGCUUCCCAAGGAGAAAACUUCAGUGGUGACGAUACUUAGAAACCCUAUUGACCGUGUUUUUAGCACUUACGAGUUUUCUGUGGAGGUGGCCGCUAGGUUUUUAAUUCAUCCUAACUUAACAUCUGUUGCAAGAAUGGCAAGAAUGGCCCAGCGUCGUCGUAAGACGUCUGGAGUAAGCACACUGGAUAUCUGGCCAUGGAAAUAUUUGGUUCCUUGGAUGAGAGAAGAUCUAUUUGCCCGAAGGGAUGCUAGAAAACUUAGAGGGCAACUUCAUUUAGUGGCGAAUAGCUCAUAUGACGUUGAAGACAUCUUGAUGCCUCUACGUGAGUACAUUCAUCACCCGAUUGCGUUAGACAUUGUCCACAAUGGGGCCACCUUCCAGAUUGCAGGUCUCACAAACAACUCGUAUUUUGCGGAAGCACAUGAAGUGCGCCAUUGCGUACUUAAGUAUCACACCCUUGGUGAAUAUGUGCUUGAAGUUGCAAAGAAAAGGUUGGCGGACAUGCUUUAUGUUGGACUCACUGAGAACCACCGAGAAUCAGCCACAAUGUUCGCAAACAUUGUUGGUGCACAGGUGAUAUCUCAGCACACAAUAUCAAGCUCCAGUGCAAAAGUUGCAACCAAUGAUCAUUCAGAACAGAGCUCCAUUACUAAUACGAUAUCUGAUGCCAAUGAUCAAGGCAACAGCACUUAUCAAACAUUAGAGGAUGUUUCAUCCACAGGCAAGUAUGAAAUUGCACGUGACAAUUUGACUGUUGGGAAACUAAUGGAAGCAUAUGAGUCUUGUAUUUCAUCCUUAAGAAACUCCCAAUCAGAGCGGCGUGUAAAUUCUCUGAAGCGAAUUUCUCCUGUAAACUUUACAAAAGAGGCUCGUCGUCAGAUUCCUGAGGUGGUUAUCCAGGAGAUAGCAUCACUCAACAGCCUAGACAUAGAGCUCUAUAAUUAUGCUCAACACAUCUUCAACGAGCAACAGGGGCAUAUGACACAGCGCAUGGUUUAUGCUGAAAAGCUGGCCACCGCCCUCUCCACAAGUUCAUAUCCCAAUUUCUACGUCUUCCCUUCUUGGAAAGUCGUGUCCUUAUCCAUCACUGGUCUCUUGAUGCUUCUCCUCAUUCUUUUCUUUGUAAAUGCAAGAAGAAGAACAUCAAAAGUUAAAUUAUAGAUCCACUUAAGUUGCAUUAUAGAAAACGUUGAGAAUGCAAAGACAACCAAGUCAUCAACUUUUCAAUGCUGGGCAUUUUUGCAGAGACCCCCAUUUACUCAUUCAAUUCCGGAUGUUCAAAAAUGUUGCUGGAGAAGGUAACAAACAGGAGUUAUGACUUUUGGGGGCAAAAGUCUAAUCAUCGUAAGCAGUUUGGUACUAACACCUGGAAACAGGAAAAGGAAUUGUAUCUAACCUGGAGCCGUAGAAAUUUUUUCGCCAGCAGUUCAUUUCAUACAAAGCUAAGAAAACAUUUCUCAUGGCAUGUGAGCUAGUGAUAACUAUAUCUGAAUGUUUCUGGCAAAAUCAGGGAUUCUUGGUUUGUAUGAGAUGCGUUUAAUGUAACAGUUUUAUCAUUAUUAUUGGGAAAACCAUAUUCUUAUUU